Anoplophora glabripennis (Asian longhorned beetle) is the source of this 4014-nucleotide messenger RNA. RefSeq names its product transient receptor potential cation channel subfamily A member 1 (gene TrpA1). The transcript is spliced from 19 exons. Gene Ontology annotation, cellular component: membrane. The record is from RefSeq and is a predicted model, not a curated record. Gene Ontology annotation, biological process: monoatomic ion transport; transmembrane transport. Lineage: Eukaryota; Metazoa; Arthropoda; Insecta; Coleoptera; Cerambycidae. The coding region runs from base 1 to 3744 and encodes 1247 amino acids. Gene Ontology annotation, molecular function: monoatomic ion channel activity; protein binding.
AUGCCGAAUCUACUACACCUUAUGCAGAUGAUGAGGAACUGGAGAAUUGAUGGAGACUAUACUCGGAGAGUUGCACCAUCUACACCUAUUAUUACAGUGCUUCCUGUAGUUGAAGAUGUAGAGAAGAUUAUAAUACCAGAAGAAACUGUGGAAAGUUCUAGAGAAGCCAAGGAUAAUCUUACAUGGUGGCUGUCAUCGCUGCGUUCCAUCAAGAACAAAAUUGGGCUCCAAAGUGCCUCCGGUAGCUGCAGCGAACUUCAGAAUAUGUUGUCCGCUACAGAGAGGAAAGGGUCGAGUAACAUGGAGAAGUCUCCGAAUGAUCCUGGGAUAUGUCUCAUUUCUCAGAGCCCCUUCAGGAUAUUACGGGCGGCUGAAAGUGGCAACCUAGAGAUUUUCGAGCGCUUGUACUACGCUGAACCAUCCAGACUUUCCAUUAAAGACAGUCGAGGCAGGACACCAGCUCACCAAGCAGCAGCUAGAAACAGAAUAAACAUAUUAAAAUUCAUACUGGAGAAUGGAGGAGAUUUAAAUAAUCUAGAUAACGCAGGGAAUACUCCUCUUCAUGUUGCGGUUGAGCACGAAGCGUUAGAUGCUGUUGAUUUUCUGCUAAAGAAUGGCGUGAAAACGGACAUAUUAAAUGAGAAAAAGCAAGCCGCCAUUCACCUGGUGACGGAGCUUAACAAGGUGGCUGUGCUGGAGGUGAUGGGUCGCCAUAAGGACAAAAUUGACAUUCAACAAGGAGGUGAGCAUGGCAGGACAGCUCUGCAUAUUGCCGCGAUUUACGACCACGAGGAAUGUGCAAGGACACUGAUAACGCACUUUGGAGCAUGCCCACGACGACCCUGUAACAACGGCUAUUAUCCUAUUCAUGAGGCGGCUAAGAAUGCCUCAUCUAAGACAUUAGAAGUAUUCUUACAGUGGGGCGAAUCCAGAGGUUGUCGAAGAGAAGAAAUGAUCUCAUUCUACGACGCUGAAGGAAACGUCCCUCUGCAUUCAGCUGUGCACGGUGGCGACAUUAAAGCUGUGGAAUUAUGUAUUAGAUCAGGGGCAAAAAUAUCGAUCCAACAACAAGAUCUCUCGACCCCAGUACAUCUCGCUUGUGCGCAAGGAGCAAUGGAGAUAGUGAAGCUGAUGUUCGAGAUGCAACCAGAGGAAAAAGGACCUUGCCUCCAGUCGUGCGACGUCCAAAAGAUGACUCCCCUUCAUUGCGCCGCUAUGUUUGACCACCCGGAAAUUGUGGAGUACCUGAUCAGAGAAGGGGCUGACAUAAAUGUAGUUGAUAAGGAGAAGAGGUCUCCUUUACUGUUGGCAGCCUUGAGGGGAGGCUGGAGGACUGUGCAUGCUUUGAUCAGGCUUGGAGCGGACAUCAACAUUAAGGACGUUAACAGGAGGAACGUUUUACAUUUAGUUGUGAUGAACGGAGGCAGGUUGGAACAAUUCGCAGCUGAAGUAAGUGAGGCGAAGUCAAAGGAAAGUUUGCUUCAGUUGCUCAACGAGAAGGACAUCACAGGAUGCUCCCCAUUGCAUUAUGCAAGUCGGGAGGGUCAUAUCAGAAGCCUAGAAAAUCUUAUUCGCCUAGGAGCUUGCAUAAAUCUGAAGAACAACAACAAUGAAAGUCCGUUACAUUUUGCAGCAAGGUAUGGCCGCUACAAUACAGUGCGCCAACUGUUGGAUUCAGAGAAAGGAACGUUUAUAAUAAACGAAAGUGACGGAGAGGGUAUGACACCCUUACACAUAUCUUCGCAACAGGGACACACGAGGGUCGUACAAUUGCUGCUUAAUAGGGGAGCCCUGCUUCACAGGGACCACAACGGAAGGAAUCCGUUACAUCUGGCUGCCAUGAACGGUUACACUCAGACGAUUGAACUUUUGCUUUCCGUUCAUUCCCAUUUGCUCGAUCAGACUGAUAAAGACGGUAAUACUGCGCUUCAUUUAGCAACUGUGGAAAACCAACCGAAUGCCAUAGCUUUGCUUCUAUCGAUGGGAUGUAAACUUCUAUACAACCUGUCUGAAAUGAGCGCUAUUGAUUAUGCCAUCUAUUAUAAAUUCCCAGAGGCUGCGUUGGCAAUGGUAACACACGAGGAGAGGGCCCAAGAAGUUAUGAUGUUGAAAUCCAGCAAACAUCCUUGUGUUACUCUGGCUCUGAUAGCAUUCAUGCCACGAGUGUUUGAGGCUGUUCAGGACAAGUGCAUAUCCAAAGCGAACUGCAAAAAGGAUUCCAAGUCGUUUUAUAUCAAAUACAGCUUUAGCUGCCUCCAGUGUCCAUCUCUAUACUCCGAAUUGGAAAACAACAAGAACCUUAAGAUAAAUCCGCUUCCUGCUCUUAACGCUAUGGUUACUCAUGGUAGAGUAGAAUUGCUAGCUCACCCGCUGAGCCAAAAGUAUUUACAGAUGAAAUGGAACUCCUACGGCAAAUACUUUCAUUUGACAAACGUACUUUUUUACAGCAUAUUUCUGGCAUUUAUCACUUGUUUUGCAUCUCAACUUAUGCAACACGAGAAAGAUGUUUUCGCUGCAAACAUUACAAAUAUGACACAUGAGGCUUAUGUCCAACUGAGCAAAGAGAACAUUUUACAUGUGGAAAUAAAUUCCGUAAUGUAUAUGAGCGCACUGGCCAUAAUAGUAUAUAUCAGUAUCAACACCUUGCGAGAAUUCCUCCAAAUAUAUCAACAGAAAUACAUGUAUUUCAUGGAUCCUAUAAACCUGGUCACGUGGCUGCUGCAUUUUUCGGCUCUAGUAAUGGUGGUGCCGAUAUUUGGAAACACCGUUUAUGAUCUGCAGUUUUCUUGUGCCUCACUGGCUGUGUUCUUGAGCUGGUUCAACCUGCUUUUGCUGCUGCAAAGAUUCGACCAAGUGGGCAUAUACGUCGUCAUGUUCCUGGAAAUUCUUCAAACUUUGAUAAAAGUACUGAUGGUGUUCUCAAUAUUAAUAAUUGCCUUUGGUUUGGCCUUCUACAUUUUACUAUCAAGGGGUGAUCAUCUUUCAUUCAAAACCAUUCCCAUGUCGCUUAUUAGAACGUUUUCGAUGAUGUUGGGUGAGAUAGAUUUCUUGGGUACCUACGUAAAACCUUACUAUUUAAACAAUGACGAGGAAAAAUCAUUUUUACCUUUCCCAUUACCAGCUUUCUUUAUCUUGGGAUUGUUUAUGGUCCUAAUGCCGAUUUUACUCAUGAAUCUGCUCAUCGGUUUGGCUGUUGGUGACAUUGAAUCUGUAAGAAGGAAUGCUCAGUUGAAGAGACUGGCUAUGCAGGUAGUGCUACACACAGAAUUAGAAAGAAAAUUACCCCACUAUCUACUGGAGAGGGUUGAUAAAUUAGAAAUAAUAGAGUAUCCGAACGAUACAAAGUGCAAGCUGGGAUUUCUUGAUUCCAUAUUAAGGAAGUGGUUCGGGAAUCCGUUUUCUGACGAUGGGGUGGAUCAAAAGCACAAAAGAUUUUGCAAACCAAGAUGGCGAUUUCAUGGAUUAGAUAUGGUGAUGGACAGUGGUGAAGACUACGUUGUGGCUGAGUUAUCAAAAACAAAGAGGAAACUACGGGAAAUAACGGCAGCUUUGGAAACACAGCACCAAUUCUUGAGGUUAAUCGUGCAGAAAAUGGAAAUAAAAACUGAGGCUGAUGACGUAGAUGAGGGCGUUCCCCCGAAUAACAUAAAACCCAUGAAUGGCUUUUCAAAUAAAUGGACUUCGCCCAAAAUCAGAAAGAAGUUGAAGUCCGUUAUAAGCUUUAAUAAUAAAGGAAACCCAUAAAACAAUUUAAUUUAAUGAAAUGUAUGUUUAAUUUAUAUUCUGCAGUGGUAGCUUUGAGAAAGAUAUUUUUGAAGGAAUUUAAUGAAUUACGAUUAUUUUAGAAUAUAUAAAUGUGAAUUGUGAUUGUUACUGGUUGCACCAAGUAGAUAAGCAGUAUUAUAAUUAUUGCUCCUAGAAAAUAUAGUUAAAUGUUGUAUUUAAUUACUGUGAAGUACCAAAGUUUUUUUUAAAUAAAUAUUGUUCGACACCUAACUUUUUACUAGUGAUUAU